Danio rerio (zebrafish) is the source of this 3621-nucleotide messenger RNA. The record is from RefSeq and is a predicted model, not a curated record. Lineage: Eukaryota; Metazoa; Chordata; Actinopteri; Cypriniformes; Danionidae.
UCUCUCUCUCUCCCUCUACAGAGGGAAGACGCAUCCUGUAAUCAGGUCACACUUCACUGUAGUCUCAGCAUCAUCCGUCUCUCGCAUUUUAAAGCAGAGGAAUCGAGUCACCGGACCCGCGGAAUAAUGGUGUGGAUGAAUAAUCCGGGAUGUGUUCUCGUCCCGCUGCUGAUGCUCGUGCGUGUGGCCAUGCAGGUGGACGUUAAGAGCGGGAAAGAAGCGGAGAAAACGGGGAAUUUCAUGGAAGAUGAGCAGUGGCUGUCCACCAUUUCCCAGUACAGUCGCAAGAUCAAGCACUGGAACCGCUUCAGAGAUGAAGUGGAGGAUGAUUACAUCAGAUCAUGGGAUGAAAAUCAAGGCUCAAAUGAAAAUGUCGACACAACUAAAGAUCCCUGCCAGAAGGUGAAGUGCAGCCGACAUAAAGUGUGUGUUGCUCAAGGCUACCAGCGCGCCGUGUGUGUCAAUCGCAAGAAGCUGGAGCACAGGUUGAAGCAGCAGGUCAUCAGACAGCAGCAGGAGAGUAACUGUAAGCCUUGUCCAGUGUCGUCCUCUGGUCCAGUUUGCGGCUCUGAUGGACACAACUACGCCUCUCAGUGUAAACUGGAGCAGCAGGCUUGUCUCGCAGGAAAGGAGCUGAAAGUGAGAUGUCCUGGUCUUUGUCCUUGUACCGCCACCACGGCUCCUGCUACAGACGUGGACGGCAAACAUGAGAGUUGCACAGGACAGGACCUGGCAGAUCUGGGCGAUCGCCUGCGGGAUUGGUUUCAACUGCUCCAAGGCAACGGCAAGCAGAACAGCACAGGCAGUCCUGCAGCCAGUUCUGCAUCAAUUGUGGACCGGACUCUUGUUGCGACCUGUAAGGACUCUAUUGGCUGGAUGUUCUCCAAGCUGGACACGAACAGUGACCUGUAUCUGGAUCAAGCUGAACUGGCUGCCAUUAAUCUGGACAAGUAUGAAGUGUGUAUACGGCCCUUCUUCAACUCCUGUGACUCUUACCGCGAUGGCAAAGUGUCCACAGCUGAGUGGUGCCUCUGCUUUUGGAGAGAAAAGCCUCCCUGCCUGGCUGAGCUCGAGCGAAUCCAACUGCAAGAAGGAGCCAAGAAGAAGUCGGAUACAUACAUUCCCAGCUGUGAUGAGGACGGCUUUUACAGGAGACUGCAGUGUGACAAGAGCAGAGGGGAGUGUUGGUGUGUGGACCAGCAUGGAGGAGAGCUAAUGGGCUCCAGAAUCCAUGGCAACCCCGACUGUGAUGAGGUGGUCACAUACUCUGGAGAUUUUGGCAGCGGCCUGGGAUGGGAAGAUGAGGAGGAGAAGGAGGCUGAGGAAAACGGCGAAGAGGCCGAGGAGGAAGAAGGGGAGGUGGGAGAGGUAGAUGAUGGUGGAUACAUCUGGUAGAAGGAAACACGAUUCCCGCCUUGUUCGACGUAGCUUUCUGUGGCCCAUUUCUACAGAGGCAGCUCUAUCUUCUGACAUUAAAUGGUGGAGGGUCGGUCAUCUUUAUACUGCACUCCAAACAGCAUUGACUCGGGGAGGGAGGGGGGAAGGGCAGCUCAGUUAGUAUUAGCUGUAGUGAGAUAACGGUUUUGGGAACGAGUUUUCAAUUAUUGGGCUUAUGAAUACUUGUGAAACAUCAUAAUUUUUGUUGUAAGUGCAAGAGUUUUCUCUUGAAUCAGUCUCUAGCAUCUGCAAACACAAGCUCAGAAUUAGGCGCUUGAUAGGUGUGAUGUGAUGCGUUCUUUCUUAUGCAAGUCUAAUAAAUACAUACUCUCAUCACUAUACAUUCGGAAAUGAUACCUGUUAAGUCUAACUUUUUAAAGUAUGUAUAUAAAGGUAGACAGGCUUCAGGGUCUAACCUGUUUCAUUAGAUAUUUUGUCGACCAUCAGCAACUGCUUUCCAUGAGCAAUGAGACUGCUGCUAAAUGUUUUUGCUGUUAAAGUUUAUGUAAAUUGUUUUAAAAGUGUCCUAUAAAUGGUUAAGCUUAUACAAACUCGGAUUAUAAGAGAGACAAAGAGACACAAAUUCCAAAAACUAGCCUGGUUAGCUUAGCUAAGUUUGCUAAAAGUUGUUUAACUUAGCUAAUGCUACGCUACAAGAGAAAAAUUCUUUAAACUAGCUGAAUUAGCUUAGCUGAAUUUGCUAGCCUUUACAAAAAAAGAUAUAAACUACACAAAAACAACUUAGCCAAGUUAGCUUAGCUAAAAAAAACAAUACUAUACAACAAAACGGACAAAAAGACACAAUAAAUUUUAAGAGCUUGGUUAGCUUAGAGCUGUAAAGAGACAAACACAACAAGCUAAAUUGGCAUGGCUCAAAAAAGCUAAUACUACACUACAAGAGACAAAAACUCCACAGAACUAGCUAAGAUUGCUUAAAUUAGCUGAAAAGCUAAUUAUGUUUGCUAAAGUCUCAGCUGCAUAUGUUUUGUUCUACAUUGAAGCAGACGUAGAGGUAAAUGUAUUGCGAUAAAACCUUCAUCUGUGUAUCUGAAGACAUAUUUCUCCACACUCACAAACCGCAACCGAUAUUAGGCUACUUGCCAGAAACACACAAUGCACUUCUACAAGACGAUCCAUGUCCUAAAGGCACUAUUUUUUCUCGUCUUUUGUGUAAUAAUCCACUGAAACCAGAGACGGCAAAGCAUUAUAUUUUCAUAUAAAUUACGUCUCGAUGCAGUAGCUUAUUCCCUCACCCCGCCGUCCAAAUCAUUGUUUUCUUUGAAAUGGACAGUAAUAAAUCCUGAGAUAUGCGCGCUCUGGUUUCAUAUGUCUGUCAUAAUAGAAUUUGCUUAUACUCCACUAGGUCAGGCUGUAAUACGGUACUUCUGAUGCAACGCGGCUAUUAUAACAAGCCAGCGUAUGGAUGAACAGGAGAGGCAGGAAUGAGCUUUCGAAAAUGCAAUCUGACAUAUUCUCUCUCAUGCACCCAAAGGGACCAAUCUGUCUUUGCAGAUGUCUUCUAAUCAGAUGUUCCCAUCAUUUGCAGUGAAAGAUGUGUUGGCUGUAAUGUUCCUAGGUGUAAAUCUGGAGCUGCGAGGAUUUAAAAAAAAGUAGAAUACAUGACUUUUGCAGCACAAGAUAUUUAAAGCAUCGGUUUUAGAGGGUAAAAUGCUGUGGAAUAAGAGCAGCAAGCUGAAACUGUAAAAUAUGUAUGAAUUACAAACUCGAUGUGCUAUGAUAAUUCACCCUCUAAGCUCCACAUAUGUACGAGAAAACGCAUUUGAUAUGAUAACAUCUCGACGUAAACACAUUCAUCAACGUACAGAAGAAGAAUAUAUAUCCUCCAAAUGUCAUUGAGAUGAAUCUCCUAUAUCAGCAUCAUAGGCGAUAGCACCUUGCUGGUGUGUGUGUGUGUGAUGGAGUGGAAAGAAGGCCUGCUCAUUAAAAGUCAAUGUCCUGAUGUCAGGAGUCUGCUAACAGUGAUGUUAAACCACUUGGACUUAGUGUAUGAUUGUAUUGUACUGUACAUGCCAUUAUUAUUGUAAAUACUUGGAUUUUAAGGAUUAGCACACAUAUUUACGCUGAGUUGCAGUAUAUUUGCAUUUAGUUGCAUGUUUCUUUGUCCGAGUGUGUCAUCUUUCUUGCCUGAAUAUGAUUAAAGGCACUGGGCCCCAAGUGAUGUUC